AACCUACCCCUUUACCUUCCUUUGUCCUGAAGAAUUACUUUUCCAGAUUUUUCCCCCAGCCCCCACCUCCACCAUAACUUUCUUAAACCAAUCUCUCCUAAACAGUCAAAACCCCAAAAAUAAGGGAACUGUAAAUACCCAUUACCCAAAUAAAUCCCCAUGGUUGAAAACUGAAGGAAAGGAGGUCCCUUUCCUCAUUUUGAAGGUAUGAAAAGAAUAGAAGAGGAAAAAGGGUGUUGGGUGUCUAUCUUGAAGUUUGGUUCCCUUCUGCAGCGCUUUUGUCGGUGGCCAGGUCCUCACUUAUUCAGAAAAUAUUGAUUGAAGGAUGCAAACCCAUGUUCAUGCAUGGAGCAAGUGAGGUGUGUACUGUUGUGUGACAUGGACAUGUGAGGGAGGUGAAAUUUCCCAGAAAAAUUUGUUUUCCAGGAAAGUAUGGUCUCAGAUUGACAACACCCGACCGCGGGGGCCUGGAAGAAAAUUCAACACCUUUACCUCCAAAAGAUCAACCUACACGAAAAUCAGAGCCGAGGGCGGCCGAAGCACGAUGGCGUCGACGGGCAUUGUCACCGCUCAGAUAUCCAACAUACAUGGAAUCACCGACCGGAAGAAGCCUAUCCCUUCUUCUUUCUCUCUCGGUAGCCUCAAGGUGGGUUCAAGUAUAGCUGGUAAAAAGAUGUUAUCUUGGCGGGGUGCUCAGAAUUCUGGACAUAGACAUAGAUCUGUACGUGUAUACGGUCUAUUUGGAGGAAAGAAGGAAAACAAUGAUGAUGCACCUCCCAAGGCAGGAAUUCUUGGAAAUAUGCAGAAUUUAUAUGAGACAGUGAAGAAAGCACAGAUGGUUGUCCAGGUUGAGGCAGUGCGUGUCCAAAAGGAACUUGCUGCGGCAGAGUUUGAUGGUUAUUGUGAGGGUGAGCUGAUAAAGGCGACAUUGUCUGGCAAUCAACAACCAAUACGCAUAGAGAUCACUGAGGCAGCAAUGGAAUUAGGUCCAGAGAAACUUUCUCUGUUAGUUACUGAGGCAUACAAGGAUGCGCACCAGAAAAGCGUCCAGGCGAUGAAGGAAAGGAUGAGUGACCUUGCUCAAAGCUUAGGAAUGCCGCAAGGUCUUGGUGAGGGAUUAAAGCAGUAAUAAUUUCCUUUACUGUCACCUGAGAUGAGCUUCAGUUUUGUAUACAAACCAGGCGGAAAUGCUCAUUUGUACUUGUGACUUCUUUUCUUCUUUUUUAUUUCUUCUUAAUGAAAUUUGUAUUCUGACUUUGUGUCAAAACUAGUUUGUUUAGUUUAAUAACAAUCCAAAUUGAUA
Molecule: messenger RNA, 1303 nt
Organism: Rubroshorea leprosula
Lineage: Eukaryota; Viridiplantae; Streptophyta; Magnoliopsida; Malvales; Dipterocarpaceae
Source: the annotation of a GenBank genome assembly